Beta vulgaris subsp. vulgaris (sugar beet) is the source of this 993-nucleotide messenger RNA. RefSeq lists its product as hypothetical. Bases 69 to 665 code for a protein of 198 amino acids. Gene Ontology annotation, cellular component: plasma membrane. Lineage: Eukaryota; Viridiplantae; Streptophyta; Magnoliopsida; Caryophyllales; Amaranthaceae. The record is from RefSeq and is a predicted model, not a curated record. The transcript has a single exon.
CUUCUUUUAGGCCAUAAAUUCACUACAAACCAACAUUUGAGCAAAUUGUACAUCCCCCACCUUCCAAUAUGCCAAUUUCUAGAACAUCACAAAAUCCUACUGCUAAAAAAAGAAGUCCAAUCACACUAUGUGCCAUCGUAUGCCUUGCAUUGAUAGUCAUUGUUGGGCUAGCCAUCCUCAUAACCUGGCUCGCGAUCAAACCCAAGAAGAUCCAGUACUCUGUCGAUGAAGGGUGGAUUCGAGACUACAACUUGACCAACGGUCACCUAACUUCAACCUUUAACUUUGUCCUUCGAACCUAUAAUCCGAACCAUAAGGCCUCGAUAUACUAUGACAAAAUGGAUGUCACAGUGUACUAUCGUGGCCAAAAUGUUGCGUAUGAUAAGGUGGAACCAUUUCAUCAGCCUAAACAGAAUGUGACUAGGAUUAUGUUUCAGAAUACAGCUAAAGAUGUCACGCUUCAAUCUGAUUCGGUUAAGUACUUGAAGAACGAGAGGAACGGUGGACAGGUUGAUCUAGACAUCAAGAUCAAGGCAAAGAUAAGGUUUAAGGUAGGAUUGUUGAAAACGCGACAUUAUAAAGUGAAGAUUUUGUGCAGUCCUGUAGUGGUAAACUUCUCUGAUGAUAAGAGGUUCCAAAAGGUAGACUGUGAUGUGGACUACUGAUAUUUAUUUAUACUGGAGACUGGAGUGAUCAUUUUGGUGCCAUUGGGGUUUUAUUUUCUCUGUUUUUUUUUUUUAUUGAUUGCAUUGCUCAAUUCAUUGAAAUUCAUUAGUUUGUGUGUUCUUGUUGUUUCUCUUCUGUUUUGUAACAUUUUGGUUUUUCUUAUUUUGGUUUUCUGAGAGAAAUGAGUGGAGGUUUGAAUGGGUGGACAUGGACCAUCAUUUUUUCUGUAAUGUAUAAAUAUCAUGUAUAACGAAGUUGGUUAAAAUGUUUGCCUGUUGAAGUAUUUAUGACGAAUCUGCUUCUCUAAGGAGAUCUGCUGUAAAACUA